This is a messenger RNA of Guyanagaster necrorhizus, 675 nucleotides long. RefSeq lists its product as uncharacterized. The coding region runs from base 1 to 675 and encodes 224 amino acids. The transcript has 2 exons. NCBI's taxonomy places the organism in Eukaryota, Fungi, Basidiomycota, Agaricomycetes, Agaricales, Physalacriaceae. The record is from RefSeq and is a predicted model, not a curated record.
AUGAUCAGUGCAGUCAGCAAAUUCAUGCUGGCUAAUUACAAAGAAUGGAAAGAGCAUGUUCUGAUCAUAGAUGCUGAAUGCCAGCACCAGGCUCAAGAAGUUGCCCAUGGUGCUGGGCCAUUCAAUCGACCAGCCACCAAGAAGGCAAACACAGCUGGUUCCUCUUUCAGAUCCUCAGGAUCCAAACCCACUGGCUCAACAAGUUUGAGCAGCAAUACCACUGCUCCCACCAAGACCAUGACUGAAGAGCCAAAAACUCAAGUACCCCUCAAGAGGGCCGAACAGGGUGAGAGAUGCCCCAAGGUAACUGUUGAAGAGGUUCCCAAUGAGGAAGACAACACCUCCUUCCUCCAGAGCCAUGCAGAGCCUCCCAAAGCCAAACCGGUAGUCCUACCGGCCAAGCCUAGAGAAGAGCACCUGGCUCUCCUGUCUGAAGUCUGCAAAGCACUUGUGCAGCCAGGAAACCCAAUGGUUAACAAAUCCAGGUGGAUCAAACCCUGGACAGCUGAGUGGAUCCUACAGUCCAUUCAUGAAGCACUCACCCUUGAGGAGAAAAUAGUGAAACUCAAGGUGUGGACUCAUCCAUGUUGCCAAAUCGAAGUGGACAAAGAGACUACCCUACUCUUUGCCCAGCCCUCCAAAUCCUCCAACUGUCUUGACUUACAGUUGGAAUAG